UGCGUCUAAGUUCAAUGUGGGCCGUAGCGGGAUUGGAUAACAAUGGGUUAGGCUUUGGCCCAAUUUAAAAAUGACCUAAAAAUAUCUUCACGAAUGAAUACUAUUGUUGCUCUUGGGUUGGGCCGCUAAUUUUUCUUCAACCCGACCCGUCAUUUCUCAACACUCGGGUCGAAAAUCAAUAGCCCGCUUUAGAAUGAGACCGACCAGAAAUUCAAAAGCCAAACGGCACAAAAUCCGGAGGGAGAAAGAAAGCGAGAAAGAAGAAAUCACAGAGAAAAGAGAAGAGAAAGAAAUGAUGCGGAGAACAGAAUUGAAGCCAAAAUCGGUAAGGAAACCACUGAGAGAUUUAUCGAACAAUAACAGCACAAGGAGUUUCUCCAAAUCAGAGAUUCCAAAGAAGAAAGUGCUCGACAAACACAAGAAUCACCAAAACCAAGCCUCCCUCGAUUCCCUUCUUCUCCUUCAAUCCGAUCUUUCCUCUCUCCUUCGCCAGAUUGAUGAACUUGUUGCGCAAGCUAUUAAGCUUAACGCCACAGGAAAAGGGAGGAAAGAAAUUGAAUCUUUCACGAAUGUCAUUUCCGAAAUGCUUUCCUCUUUAAAGCCGUGGGUUCCCAGGUUUCAGAAGGCUCUUUCGAGUCCUUCUGCUGGGGAGCACAAAGAUCAGUCAGGACAUAGUUUGGAAAGUGAAACUGUUCCUUUUGUGAACGUAAAUGAAAAGAAAUGGUUUGAUGUUGGGAGUCCAGAAGAAACCACGUUGGACUCGUUAAUAUCUCCUUCUCCCCUUGUGUCAUGGCGUGCUGCUGACUGUAAUAUUCAGAGAGGUAGACAGUUGUUUCUGCUCACACCUCUUCCUAUGUUGAAAGAACUGUCUUCCAAGGGGCGUGAUUCGUCUAAAUUAGUAUUGGAAAGGAUUGUUUCAAAAUCUACUGUUGAGCUGCCAUCUUUUCUCAACAUUCCUGGGGAUGAAAAUGAUAAUUUGCUUGAAGGAGUUGCCAUAAAGCCAACUCCAAUUAAGCCUUCUGAUUUUGUUGCAGCUGGAACAGAUGAGACAUUGAAGUGUGGAUUUGUUUCUUCACCAGUGUUUUCCAAAAAAGAUCAUUCCAUGCUUGUUAUGACACCACGCUUAAAAAUGUCGCCUCCUAAAUCAUGUGUGCUGCUUGAACCGAUUCAUGAAUCCUCACAUAGAGGUGAUUAUGGAGUGCGCAAGUCUACCCCAUUUCCUGUUGGAAUUAACAACAGUGGUUUUUCUAAAUCCUCUGGCAGUGAAGCUUCUGAGGAUCUGACUUUGAAAUAUCCAGAACUACUAGGUAUACAACGAACUUACAAAUCAGGAAUUGGGAAGAAAGAGCUGGAGUCGUCACCAACAUGGUUAUUCUCACCUCCUAAAAGUUGCAUAUUGUUGGAGCCACCAGAUGAGAAGUCCCUGGACAAUGUUGCCACUGAUCACCACUUUCCCAGGGCUAUAAAUCAACCGACAGAAUUGUUUUUGUCGAAAGGAAAUGAUGUUACAGAUGCUUGCCAACAAAACAAGACGAUUAAUCCAGAAAAUAUUGGCAACAACUUGGCACUUGUAGAAAGUACUCCAAUGUGGAAGGAACCCGAGAGCAUAAUGCAGACAGGCAAACGUCCCGGUGAGAGUACUCUAAAGAAAGAGUUAUGGACAAAGUUUGAAGCAGUGUCAACAUGUGGACUUCGUUAUAAUGCCUCUGCAAUUCAAAGGACAGCUAGGAAGGGAUUUCUUGACAUGCUGGAUGAGGUUUCAUGUGAUGAUGAAAGUACAAUAUCAGAUGGUUUGAGAUGACAACACUAUUCAUGUCUGCAAACUGCUUAAUGCUGAUUUGUAACCCGUGGUAGUGGUAUUCCUGAUAUUUUGUCCGUAAAUUUCUUCCAGUGUUGAGGCUUGUCAAGUGUCCUGAUUUUUACCAUCCAAAUAGAUGUACUUUGCCCGCUCAAUGUUAAUGAAUUUAGACUUUUUGGAUGAUAAAUUUCAAUUUUCUGUCUUCUAGCAAAAGUUCUAAUUCGGUCUUUUGAACAAUAAAUUGAUUCUUCAUCCCCACCAUCGUGCGAAAAUAAAUUGUUGCUGAAGUAUCUGUUAAUAGGGUAAUCAUAGAUUGAAGAAUACAGGCCUACAAUAAAAUCAUGUAUGAGCAAGCUACUUUGGCAAACUGAAAAAUUUUGCAUUUUUUUCAAUCGAAAGUGGCAGUGAUAGUACCACACAAAAAUGCUAGAAAACGAAACACAACGUUAAUGGAAAAAUACAGACUAUUUCUACACAUGAAACCAGCAAUUCUAACUUAUAUUUGCUCAAUCUCUUUAUACAACAAUUCCUCUUUCCCCCUACAACUCUUUAUAGUAUUCAAGGAAAAAAAAAGGGAAAACCUAUAUCUCCGCAGAAUUUAACU
Messenger RNA from Durio zibethinus, 2402 nucleotides. RefSeq lists its product as uncharacterized. The record is from RefSeq and is a predicted model, not a curated record. Lineage: Eukaryota; Viridiplantae; Streptophyta; Magnoliopsida; Malvales; Malvaceae.